Nymphaea colorata (pocket water lily) is the source of this 2060-nucleotide messenger RNA. RefSeq names its product MLO-like protein 11. Gene Ontology annotation, biological process: defense response. The record is from RefSeq and is a predicted model, not a curated record. Lineage: Eukaryota; Viridiplantae; Streptophyta; Magnoliopsida; Nymphaeales; Nymphaeaceae. Bases 265 to 1887 code for a protein of 540 amino acids. The transcript is spliced from 14 exons. Gene Ontology annotation, cellular component: membrane.
GAUCCAUCUUCAUGAGGGGUUUCUUUGGGGUCUUCCUUGUUGUUCUGGACAGUAGUGUUUUACCUGAGGCAAUUUCUUCUGUGGAUUUGUGCGGAACGGUGAUGUUGCAGGGGGGAUGUGGGGUGGGGUGAAAUCUUGAGGCUCUCGAGUGGAGAAGAAGCAGACCGAGCUGCCUUUGUGACUGAAAGAGCUGAAAUAUACUAUGUUUUGUAAAGCAAAGUGGAGGCUUUGAUGUGAAGAAGAAGAGGGAGAUCGGAGGUAGGGAUGGCUCAGAUAAAUCCAGUGGAGGCAAGAUCGUUGGCGUUCACGCCAACGUGGUCAGUUGCGACCGUUCUGACAGUUUUCGUUGCCGGUUCUCUGCUCAUCGAGCGCUUGAUCCAUCGUCUGAGUGCUUGGUUGCGAAGAACCAAACGAAAUCCGUUAUUUGAAGCGUUGGAGAAAAUGAAAGAAGAACUCAUGCUCCUUGGCUUCAUAUCACUGCUUUUGGCGGCUACUUCAGGCUUGAUUGCUAGCAUCUGUAUAGAAUCAAAAUACUACACUAGUAAAUUCUCUCCGUGUACUAGAUCUGAGGCUGAAGAUCCUGCAGCACUUGCAACAGAAAAUGGCAGUCUGCAAGGACGGAACUUGAUCUCUUCUUUUAUCCGCCCAAAAUUGAGGAGGAAAUUAAGUGUUCUGCAUCACAACGCUUGCAAAGAGGGUCAUGAACCUUUUGUUUCAUUUGAAGGAUUGGAGCAGCUUCAUCGCUUCAUCUUUAUUAUGGCAGUAACUCAUGUCUUUUAUAGCUGCUUGACGAUGCUACUGGCAAUUGUGAAGAUUCACACCUGGAGAAAGUGGGAAGACGAGGCCCAUAUGGAUAAACAUGCCUCAUUGAGUGAGAUCACUAAGCAGAUGACCAUGCAAAGGCAAUCAACGUUUGUAAAAUUUCACACUUCAAAGUCAUGGAGCAGAAAUACGUUUUUUGUUUGGAUGGCACGUGCACACCGCGGGCGGCCUACAGCCGAGAGACAACCCCCGUGGUGGCCCAGAACAGUAUGGAUCCAUCCAUCCGCUUCAGCGACUUGUUUUUUUCGGCAGUUUGGUCAUUCGGUGGCACAUGCUGAUUAUUUGACACUCCGCAUGGGCUUUAUUACGAACCACAAUCUUAUGGCAAAAUAUGAUUUCCACAGCUACAUGAUCCGUUCAAUGGAGGAGGAGUUUCAAGUUAUAGUUGGAGUAAGCGCUCCACUUUGGGGAUUCAUUAUUGCAUUCAUGUUGUUUAAUAUAAAUGGAUCUAAUCUUUAUUUCUGGAUUGCCAUCAUCCCAAUUGUGCUUGUUCUACUGGUGGGGACGAAGCUGCAGCAUGUCAUUGCAACACUUGCUCUAGAAAAUGCUGGCAUCACAGGCUCCUUUAAAUCAUACAAAGUGAAGCCUCGUGAUGAUCUUUUUUGGUUCAGGAAACCAGAAAUGCUUCUGUCGUUGAUCCAUUUUGUGCUCUUUCAGAAUUCUUUUGAGCUGGCUUCCUUCUUUUGGUUCUGGAUGGGUACCAACUACAAAGCAGCUCUUAUACCGCAUAGAAUACGGGAGACAAUCCAUGGAUGGGGCAAAGCGGCAAGGAGAAAGCGAAGACAUGGAUUAGUUGCUGAUGAUUCAACUGUACGAACAGACACAAGUACACUACAUUCAAGUGAAGAUGAUGAGCAUCAGCCUUUGGAGCGUGAUAUGAUUGGUAAAAACCUGGAGAUUGAGCUGCAACCUAGCUCAACCGUGCAGAGUUCUACAGUUGAAAGCUCGCAGAAUGCCAAUGUAGCUCUCCUUCGGAGCCCAACUUCCAUGUCUUUUAGAAUUAUUUCACGUGAGUGUGCAAUGGAAAUAACUAGAUCAAUGUCUAUGCCAACAAGGAUAGAUUAAAAUAAGAAAAAACACAAAAAAGAAAAGAAACUACCCCAGCCAUGAUAUACCAAAGUGUGAAAAGCAUGUUCAUGAUAUACUAAAUGUAAUAUUUAGCUGUGUGGGUCUUCAGCACACUAGUGAGAUAUUUCUUUUCGUGUCAUGAAAUUAUACUUGCAUAUGUUUUCGAUUCA